AUGGCCAUUCGAGUGUUGCUCCUUGCAGGAGCUCUCCUGGUCCUUGCAUGCUCGCAUGGCGCCACGGCCUCCGACCCUAGCCUUCUCCAGGACUUCUGCGUUGCCGACAAGACGUCUCCAGUGCAUCUCAACGGACUGGCUUGCAAAGCGGCAAAAGAGGUCGUCGUCGAGGACUUCUACUUCUCCGGUCUCCACGUGGCCGGCAAUACAACCAACAAGCAGGGCUCUGCGGUGACCGCCGUCAACGUCGCGCAGAUCGGUGGGUUGAACACCAUGGGCGUCUCCCUCGUCCGCAUAGACUACGCGCCGUUUGGCCUCAACCCUCCCCACACCCACCUGCGUUCCACCGAGAUUUUGACCGUGCUGGAGGGCUGCCUACACGUCGGGUUCGUGACAUCGAACCCCGAGAACAAGCACUUUGACAAGGUUUUGAACAAGGGAGAUGUGUUUGUGUUUUCUAAGGGCCUCGUCCAUUACCAGUACAAUAACAUGACGAGUAACGCGGUGGCCAUUGCGGCGCUGAGCAACCAGAACCCUGGAGUGAUCACGAUAGACAACACGGUGUUUGGAGCAGAGCCUUCCAUCCCGGCUGGUAUUACUACCAAAGCCUUCCAGGUUGAGAAGAGCACGGUGGAUUGGAUCCAAGCACAGUUCUAA
Triticum aestivum (bread wheat) is the source of this 657-nucleotide messenger RNA. Its product is annotated as putative germin-like protein 2-2. Gene Ontology annotation, molecular function: manganese ion binding. The transcript has 2 exons. NCBI's taxonomy places the organism in Eukaryota, Viridiplantae, Streptophyta, Magnoliopsida, Poales, Poaceae. The record is from RefSeq and is a predicted model, not a curated record. Bases 1 to 657 code for a protein of 218 amino acids.